UGCGAUGGACGUUGCGGACUCGACAUCUGAGACGCCACCUGUUUUUGACCAUGACAACUUGGCUCUCGCGGCACAGACCAACUUGUUGCAGUUCUACCUGACACAUUUGGCAUCCACACUGGUGCCGCCAAUGAAAUUGGAUAUGAGAGACUCGAUGACUCCAAGCUUCAGUCAAACCGAAAGCCCAAACUCUGAAACCGACGACUCCACUUCUGCAGCAAACAAAGUUCUAUUCUCUAUUCUUGGAACUCCAACAACAGACAGUACUUCGAAUGCCGUUUCAAAAUCCAGCAGCAAGCUGUGCUCGGUAUGUGGUGACAAGUCAACCGGUCUACAUUACGGUGCUGCCACCUGUGAAGGGUGCAAAGGAUUCUUCAAGCGGUCCGUUCAAAACAAAAAAGUAUAUCACUGCAGUCAAGACAACUGCUGUGAAAUUGACAAACAAAAUAGAAACAGGUGUCAAUCUUGUCGUUUCCGAAAGUGCAUCAGCAAGGGCAUGCUAACCGAAGCAGUGAGAGAAGAUCGCAUGCCCGGCGGGAGAAAUGGGAACAGUAUCUAUAGCAACUACAAGCAGAGGAGGAGUAUCAUUAGGAAAACGAAAGAUUAUGUGGAGGAGCAGGAGAGAAGGCCGUUUCAGAGCCUUCCAAGUGGGAAAAAGUUAAUAAAGGAACUGGUUGAGAUGGACUGCCUAGACCGGCUCAUCAACCUAAAAGGACUCCGAAUUAAUCCAUCUGCAAACUGCGAUAUUGCCCCUGCUUGCAAAAGGUUAACCAGAAUAGGAGAUGAAAUUGUGGAGCAACUUGUUGAGUGGACGAAAACCUUGCCGUUUUUCGACGAACUACCCGUAGAAGCACACACCCACCUUUUGACACAACGAUGGGCCGAGCUAGUAUUACUAUCUGCUGGAUACUACGCGUGCUCGGUCUUUACUCCGGACUCCCCCGACACAACAGAAAUGAUAGACGAAACUGACGAGAUCUCAUUCACAAACCCACAGGUCAACCUUCGGCUACUUCAAAAUCGAUUAUCACUGGUGCUCGGCAAAGAAAUUCCAUUGGAACACGUGGCGAAAGAAGCCGGUCCGCUUGUCACCCGUUUCACGACCCUCCUCCAUUCGUUCUCAAAUCUCAAGGUCUCUCCGGAAGCGUACGUCUGUAUCAAAGCUAUCACUCUUCUUCACCUCUCCGCCGACUCGACACUUGAUAGGAGUAUCAUCGACAAGGUCAACACGCUUCAGGAUCACUUUGUCAAAACACUUCAAAUUCAUCUGCACCAGCCGGGAGAGGACGCGCAGACGACGAGCCUCGCACAGAUACUUGACUGGCUUCCGGAUUUGCGAAACGCUUCGUCAGUGCUGCUUCAUUCAAAAAUGUUCUACGUCCCAUUCCUGCUUUGCAAGAAUCCGCGACGUCUAGUGUUCGACGAGUAGUCUUCCCCAAUACCCUCAAUACAGCUUUAUUUCUCGGUUGUGCAAUAUAAUUUAGUUCAUUUUUUCCACUUAUUAUUCGUUUCUUUUUUUUUUGAAAUUCCCCUGCCUCUUUCCAAUUCUUCCCACGAAACCAAAAAAGUUGACGUUUUUUUUUUCUUCUCUGUCUCUAUCAAUCAAUCUGUUUGAUCUAUCUAUCAUAACAUAGACGUGUGGUCGGAAACAUAAUCAAAUAGUUUCUAUGAUUUUGGAUCCUACAGUAUCAUUUUCUACUACUUUUCUUCAAGUUGUGAAUUUCUGGAAUAAUUUGUGUGCAAUUCGUGAUGUCUUUGUGUUCUCUCCCCAUUCUCUGUUCCUAUCUCGUUUCUCAUUCACCCACUCUCUCAAACAAUUUGUAGUGUAUUUUUCUACGAAAGAAAAAAAUUUAUUGGUUU
Messenger RNA from Caenorhabditis elegans, 1860 nucleotides. RefSeq names its product Nuclear hormone receptor family member nhr-91 (gene nhr-91). The record is from RefSeq and is marked reviewed. Gene Ontology annotation, biological process: regulation of DNA-templated transcription; intracellular receptor signaling pathway. Gene Ontology annotation, cellular component: nucleus. NCBI's taxonomy places the organism in Eukaryota, Metazoa, Nematoda, Chromadorea, Rhabditida, Rhabditidae. Gene Ontology annotation, molecular function: sequence-specific DNA binding; DNA-binding transcription factor activity; zinc ion binding.